AUGUCCUCAAUCGGCACUAGAAAGUCUAUCAAGCGUAAAACAUCAGAUUUUGGAGGGAUUGGACACACGAGCACGAUCAAGCGGCAAGACAGGAAGACGACGCCGCCUCUAGAGAGCCCAAAUCCACCUGAAGCAGUAUUAGAGAACGAUACACACACAGACGAAGAAGACUUUGGUUCCGUCUCUCGUGCGGUAUCUGAGGUACCUACAGUGAACACGGAUGCACCAACCGAGUUUGUAGGUGAAGAAACUGAAUACGAUGGAGAAGGCAACGAAACAGUGGAUGCCAAUCGGGCUAGCUGGCCAGACCAUGAAAAUGAAACCGAAGAAGAUAAUGAUCUGGUCCUCUAUGCACCUCAGAGCUACCCCACGACUACGGCGGCAACUUUCGAGAAUGGCAUAGAUGAAUUCUCUUCAAAAUCGGAGGACUACAACGACAGUGAUGAUGAACUGCUCUCUGGACGGCGAACCCCGCGUCAGGCUGAUUUUCAGAAUGACAAGGAUGAUUCGAGCGAUGGGGAUGAGAAGAGAUCUGCCAGCGAGCUCAGCGCAGACGACGACCCCUCGAGUGACUGGCACGAGACACCAAAGAAGCAAGUCAAGAAGAAGAAAAGUCUCAUAAACUUCAACACCCCCAAACUCAUCGAGCUUCGCAACCAGCUUGGGAUCCUCCCACAUCAGAUAGACGAACGGAUGAAGAACCAUGGCAUAUACAUUGAUCGCAAGAUUCUGCACAAAAGCUUUGUGCAACAAGUCUUCGCCAAAUUCAAGAUCGAAUUGCCAGAGACGAAGACAGAUGUAGGAUCCGACCCCGACUCCAUCUUGGUGGGAGACGAGGAGCCUGAUGAGACAACCAAUCACGAAACGUUGUAUCCUACAACGGGUCUUCGUGGAUAUAUCAAGGCAUUGAUUGAACCCACUCCAGAAGAUGAUGCGAGAAGAGAGGAACUCUUAACAGACAAGGGUCUCAUAUUGAAGUGCGGAUCGAAUGGUAUUACCUACAAGACCUCGUACUAUACUCCGUCGACUGUUACCGAAUCAAUUCUCGCAUUCCUUCCGAUCAAGGCUAGUGAAUAUGACGAUAAUCUCAAGGAGCUAUUUAGACCAUUGCCGAAACGACGCAAUGACACACCGGUUCCCAGUCCUUUGUAUCCUUCCUUCUCACUGGACUUACCACCAGCGGAGCCUCAACGAAAUAUUGAGUCUUGGAUGAAGCUCAUCAAUUGCAAUGUACCAAGGGUUGUCUACUCAGACGAUUACUCGAAAUAUUUCGAUCUAGAGCCUGAAUCAAGUCAACCCGAACCGGAACCAGCAAAGCCCCCCUCGACUCCUCUUUCUACGGCUGCGGAUUACCCUGAGGAACUGGAACCGACAAAUGAUGUGCUGCCCCAUCUAACGCCACCAAAACUUGGUUGGAAGGCGCAAAGGGCUGUCAUGAAAGCCAGGCGCUCGAUGCCUGAGCCUCGCCAUGAGCCUAUUGAGGCCACGGAAUCAUCUGAUUUUGUCAAAGAAUACAUCGAGAAUCAUGGAGAUCUCUAUAUGUUCACAGAAAGUGACACCGAGUCUACCAAGCAUAAGAAGGCUUUGGCACUCCGCGAAUCUCUCACCAAAAAGGAGCAAGAGUGGAACAAAGAUUCAGAAAGAUAUCUAUUUGCCUAUUUGUAUGGUUAUGGUAGCGGUCGAUCCGCUGGUUUAGCUGGUGUCGAUCCAGGGACCAUCGAGGCGGCAAGUAAUAUGUUAUGGGGAAAUCCUACCUUUCAAGACCCAUUUUCUCUACUCGACGAGACAAAGGCAUCUGCUCCGAUUUCCAAGCUUAUUCAAUGGAGGAAAAUGGAAACCCCUGUAAUCCAGAGCGAGGCGGUAGUUGUCUCGAAGAUUACCCCAUAUACAAUGGGGUUUUUCGAUGAUCUUGAUCUGGAAGAGGAGAUGAGUGUUCCAUUGGGCACACCCACAUUCUCUCGACUGUUCGGGAGUGAUCCCGCGCCCGAUUAUGUUGUUCGUAUUCGCCAGGAAGAGCUCGGGAACUGGCCUCGUCAAUUACGACCAUGUGUAUUCGUUCAAGAGACGAAGACUAGGCCAUCACGGAUAGCUCGAGCGCAGCUUGCUAUGAGCUGCGUCACUACGUUGCUAAUAAUCACACGUAUGUUUACCUACGUCCACCAGCCAGGAUAUAAAAUGCCUGCAUGGAUGGUGAUCCAUGGAAUCGUGCAUACGCGGGAAGGUUUCACCUGGUACGCUCACUUCCCGCGCGCUGUUCCAAUCGAAUUGCAGGACGGGAAGUUUUCAUGGAAAUGGGAGUGGGUUUCUCAACUUGUUACGGACACAUUUACCCGGGUUUUCCUUGAUCACACCCCGAUUCAAGUUCGAAUGAUGGCAUAUUCCGCGUUUUUGGUCAUCCGCUCUCAUGGGCGUCAACUCGCGACGCAUCUCAAGCAUUGGAUCAAGGAGUCUGCACAAUGUGGAAAGGGAGUGAUGGAUGAUAUCAUUGCGAGUGUCUAUGACCAACUUGGAGAGCUGGAGGACAAUGCGAGCAACUUCGUAUUCGAGUAA
Serendipita indica DSM 11827 is the source of this 2550-nucleotide messenger RNA. The record is from the annotation of a GenBank genome assembly. Lineage: Eukaryota; Fungi; Basidiomycota; Agaricomycetes; Sebacinales; Serendipitaceae.